AUGUUGACAUCCGCGUCGCUUCACCCGCCCAGCUGCGCGCGGCUAUCGAGCGCGCAAUCAAGCAUCGCGGGUGAAGCAGCCCAGCCGCUGCUUCUGCGCGUUUGCUUCAGAAGCACAGCACUCGCGCGAUCAACCGCAGCGCGAGCAGGAUCGGUGCGCGCGGCGGUGGAGGCGGUGCCGACGCCGGAGACGCCGUCUUCGGAGGCGAAGAAGUUUCGGCCGGGCGAGAAGAAAGGGUUCAUCGAGGAGAUGCGCAUCCGCGCCAUGAAGCUCCACACCAAAGAUCAGGCGAAGGAGGGCGAGGAGGAGACCAAGGAGCGGCCGCUGGCCAAGUGGGAGCCCACAAAGGAGGGGCUCGUGCAGUUCCUCGUGGACAGCAAGGCCGUCUUCGACGCCAUGGAGUCCGUCGUCCGCGAUAGCGACUUGCCCGUCUACCGCAAGUUCCUCAACACAGGGUUGGAGCGUGGCGACGCAUUGGCGAAGGACCUCGCGUGGUUCGAGGCGCAGGGCUUUAAGAUCCCGCCGCCCGACGAGGCGGGGUCCUCGUACGCCAAGUACCUUGCUGAGCUGGCGCGCUCCGAUACGCCCGCCUUCAUCUGCCAUUUCUACAACGUCUACUUCGCACAUUCCGCUGGCGGUCGCAUGAUUGGUCGCAAGGUGUCGGAGAUGCUGCUGGAGGGGCGAGAGAUGGCGUUCUACCAGUGGGAGGGCGAGCUGCCUGAGCUGCUGGCGGCCGUCAGAGAGAAGCUGAAUGAGGUGGCGGAGGACUGGACAAGGGAGCAGAAGGACCAUUGCUUGGAGGAGACAGAGAAGUCCUUCAAAUAUUCGGGCCAAUUGCUGCGACUCCUCAUCUCUUAG
Molecule: messenger RNA, 858 nt
Organism: Closterium sp. NIES-65
Lineage: Eukaryota; Viridiplantae; Streptophyta; Zygnematophyceae; Desmidiales; Closteriaceae
Source: the annotation of a GenBank genome assembly